GAAACCCAUCAGACCAUGUCGACACGGAGAGCUCCUCCGAGUCUGGCCACGGCGGCGACGGCUAUCCUGGCCGUCCUGGCCGCGGCGCUCGCCACCACGGGAGCUCGCGCACAAAUGUGCGGCGCGCAGGCCAACGGCGCCAAGUGCGCGAACUGCCUCUGCUGCAGCCGCUUCGGGUUCUGCGGCAGCACGGCGGACUACUGCGGCGCCGGCUGCCAGAGCCAGUGCAGCGGCUGCGGCUCCACUCCUUCCGUCGGCCAGGGCGUGGCAUCCAUCGUGUCCAGGGAGCUCUUCGAGCGGAUGCUCCUCCACCGCAACGACGCGGCGUGCCUGGCGCGCGGGUUCUACACGUACGACGCGUUCCUCGCGGCUGCCGCGGCGUUCCCUGCCUUCGCCGGCACGACGCUGAGCACCAACACGCGGAAGCGAGAGGUGGCCGCGUUCCUGGGCCAGACAUCCCACGAGACCACCGGCGGGUGGCCGACGGCGCCCGACGGCCCUUACUCGUGGGGCUACUGCCUCAAGCGGGAGAGGGACCCGCCGUCCGACUACUGCGAGCCCAGGGAGGAGUGGCCGUGCGCGCCCGACAAGCAGUACUAUGGCCGCGGCCCCAUCCAGCUCUCCUACAACUACAACUACGGGCCGGCGGGCCGCGCGAUCGGCGUGGACCUGCUGAACCAGCCGGAGCUGGUGGAGACAGACCCGGUGGUCUCAUUCAAGACGGCCCUAUGGUUCUGGAUGACCCCGCGGGGUAACAAGCCGUCGUCCCACGCCGUGAUCACGGGGCAGUGGAGGCCGACGCUCGCAGACUUGGCCGCCGGCCGGUUUCCCGGAUACGGCAUGAUCACCAACAUCAUCAACGGCGGGCUCGAGUGCGGGAUCGGGCGGGACCCACGGGUGGCCGACCGGAUAGGGUUCUAUAAGCGCUACUGCAACAUUCUCCGCGUCGGCUACGGGAGCAACCUGGACUGCUACAGGCAGAAGCCAUUCACCAGCUGAGAAAUCAGAUUCUCGGUUGGGCUCGUGGGGUCACAAGUGGGCACUCGUGCCCUGGCCCUGACGGUUCCAUAAGGGCCCAGAUGGCUUCCUUUUGGCAAUUUCUCUCAUUGUUUUGGAGACCCAAAUGUUUUUCAUUUGGGUUGCGCUAACUGCCACACGUAUGGCAAGAAGGGAGACGCACCACAUGUCUCUAAUGUAAACAGAUUACCACGUCAUCGCAUGCAUGCAUGUAGGAAUUUUUUU
Molecule: messenger RNA, 1242 nt
Organism: Triticum urartu
Lineage: Eukaryota; Viridiplantae; Streptophyta; Magnoliopsida; Poales; Poaceae
Source: RefSeq, a predicted model, not a curated record